GAGCAAAACUUCUGGAAGACGUAGUGAAGCCAAGACAUCGCCAUGUUUCGCGUGAAGGAGAUCGAGGCGGCCCUUCGGGGCUGCAUCACGGAUGAGAUGAAGAAUAUCAUGCUGAUCCACGAGAGCGGCAGCAUCAUUGCCUCUGCGCAUCCAAAAGAGGUGGACCAUGCUGCAGUGAUGCUGUUGAGCAGCGCAGCCACUGAAUACAAGUGCGCCGAGCAGUACGUUGUGCCAGAGGAGAGGUCAGACUUCGAGGGCGUGAUCUUCUUCACCGAGAAAGCCCUGGUGGCCUGCCGAUGCUUUCUGUCUUGCACGGAGAGUUCGAUGAUGCUUCUGGCUGUGUGGUGCGAUGCGGCGGCCGCCCCAGCGCCGGGGCUGCUGCUUUCGCGGCUGGAGCUUCUGAAGGAUGAGCUGAAAUGCCUUGAGCCUUUGCUCAUGCACUCGGUGAACAAGAACUACUGAGCCGACGUUCUCUGGGCUGGGUCAGACUCGUGCAAGCUGGGGCUUGAGGUGUUUUUCCCGCGGUUGUUCAAC
Molecule: messenger RNA, 534 nt
Organism: Effrenium voratum
Lineage: Eukaryota; Dinophyceae; Suessiales; Symbiodiniaceae
Source: the annotation of a GenBank genome assembly